GGGGCACUGCCUGCUGUUGCUGAAGGUGGAAAGCGCAGCCAACUAAACUUCUGCAUGUGACAUUGACAUCAACAGAGGCACCAUGAGGCUGACCACUCUCCUGUCAAUGGCAGUCAGGGUUAUUAUACCCAAGGACUACCGGUACGGCACCAACAGACCGUGGACUAUGGCUGCUAAAAGGUUGAAUCCAGCGGGGAAGAGGAGGAGAAAGGUGUUCGUGGAGCCUAUGGCACCGGAAGACUGGACUGUCGUCAAAGGAGACAGGGUAGAGAUUCUUGCAGGGAAGGACAAAGGGAAGCAGGGAAAAGUGAUCCAAGUCUUCAGACACAGAAACUGGGUUAUCCUGGAGGGACUUAACAUUCAUUACAGGUUCUUGGGACGAACUUCAGAUUAUCGUGGGACCUACAUUGCCAGUGAGGCUCCCCUUCUGCUGCGCGAUAUCGCCCUCAUUGACCCCUCCGACAGGAAACCCACUGAAGUCGAGUGGAGAUAUACAGAAGAGGGUGAGAGAGUCAGAGUAUCGGUGAGGACAAGUCGAAUCAUUCCUAAGCCUAUCGUGGAGCGAAAAGACAGCAUUGUGCCAGAGCAGUGGAAAGAUGGUCCCAAAGACACCAGUCCUUCAGACACUUUAGAAAAGACUUAUGUACCAUCUCUGAAAACACUGGAGGAAGAAGUCAUGGAGAAGCUGGGUAUUCAGGAGAACAGACGGCAAAGAACCUCAUUCUGGUACUGAGCAGAGAAACACUCUGUCCCCUCGUUGAUUCACAGAGUUUUCACAACAUCACCGAAGAUACCUUGUGUCAGCGAAAGUCGUGCUGAAGGACAUUGUGUCAGAGUGGCAUGAGUUAGACUUUUGGACAGUAAAAUACUGGUGCAACACACAAAGUGUUGAGGAAACAGGUUUGUGAAAAUCUCAGAGGUGAAACAGAUGCAAACAAAGCUGACGACAAAUGUGUAACUUAAAUGUUUCUGAAAGUUGUGUCUUUACAAUAUAAUAAAUACAUGUCACGUGAACCAA
Molecule: messenger RNA, 1018 nt
Organism: Solea senegalensis (Senegalese sole)
Lineage: Eukaryota; Metazoa; Chordata; Actinopteri; Pleuronectiformes; Soleidae
Gene: mrpl24
Product: mitochondrial ribosomal protein L24
Exons: 6
Coding region: 83-733 (216 amino acids)
Biological process (GO): translation
Cellular component (GO): ribosome; mitochondrion
Molecular function (GO): structural constituent of ribosome; RNA binding
Source: RefSeq, a predicted model, not a curated record